AUGGAUGCCAUCCACUUCAUCCGCCGUCUCGCGGCUAACGGUCAACCCUAUCCAGCCGACACACCUCGUCCAGUCAUAGACUUUCUGAUGGCCACGGAGGUGGACGGCACUCAUUCGGACGAUACGCGUCCGAAUGGCAGGCAUCACAGUUUGCGUUACUUCCUGGAGGCCUUCGAAUUGUUCCCUGCGACUCCACCAACAUCGGAUGCACCCGCCUGA
Dichomitus squalens LYAD-421 SS1 is the source of this 219-nucleotide messenger RNA. RefSeq lists its product as uncharacterized. The transcript has 2 exons. NCBI's taxonomy places the organism in Eukaryota, Fungi, Basidiomycota, Agaricomycetes, Polyporales, Polyporaceae. Bases 1 to 219 code for a protein of 72 amino acids. The record is from RefSeq and is a predicted model, not a curated record.